AUGACCCAGAUCGACCCCAUCAUUGCGACGAAAGCUCCCGAGAGCAAUGCCGCCGAGACGACCAUCGUCACUGAGCCCGUGACCGAGAGCACUUCUGCCGCCGACACUCCAGCUCAAUCCAUCAGCCCUACGACCACUACGGGAGGCGCUGGAGAGCACAGCGAACACUGUGUGUCCGACAGACCGACUCCGUCAGGCAAGUCCUCCACAGGUGAGAUCAUCAAGAUCAAUGAUGUCGACGUCUACAUCUCGAAACCUGCCGACUACCCUCAUGCGCCAGCCAGGCUUCUUCUCCUCCUGACGGGAGGCACGGGUCUCAAGUCUACAAACAACCAGCUUCAAGCCGAUAAAUUUGCCAGCGAGGGCUUCGUGGUGGUCAUGCCCGAUCUCUUCAACGGCGAUGCGGCGCCCAACUCAUCGACCAUUGCCAGCAGCGAGGACACCGGAUCAUUCCUAGACACAUUCAAGUUGAAGAUCGUUGAGACGGCCAAGAGUUUCCAGAUCGAUAUGUGGUUGGCGAGACACACAGAGGAGAAGGUUCUACCAAUUCUCUAUAAGGCCAUUGAAGGCUCCAAGGAGAAGUUUGCCGAUGCUGUGAAGAACGGCGACGGGAUCUAUGCUGUCGGUUACUGCAUCGGAGGUCGAUAUAUCCUACACCUGGGUUCAGACAAGAAGGUCGCGACGGGGGGUCCAGGACUCGCUGACGCUGAGGCUGGCGAAGUCAAGAGUGGCCCCUUUAUCAAGGUCGGCGCGAUAGCACACGGUGCAUCUGUCACCCCUGAUGACUUCACGGGCGUUAAAGUCCCUAUAUCUUUAGUCUGCGUCGAGAAUGAUCCUCUGUUCCCUGAGGAGGUCAGAACACAUGGCGAGGACGUCAUGUCAAAGGCAAACCUUGAACACGAGGUUCAGGUCUACCCUGGCGUGCCGCAUGGUUUCGCCGUAGUUGGCGAAUAUCAGGACACAUCCAUCAAGGAUGCUCAGAGUACCGCAUACGAGCAAAUGUUGAAGUGGAUCAAGGAACACUGA
Molecule: messenger RNA, 1026 nt
Organism: Colletotrichum orchidophilum
Lineage: Eukaryota; Fungi; Ascomycota; Sordariomycetes; Glomerellales; Glomerellaceae
Product: dienelactone hydrolase
Exons: 4
Coding region: 1-1026 (341 amino acids)
Molecular function (GO): hydrolase activity
Source: RefSeq, a predicted model, not a curated record